UUAGUUUUGAAGAGGCACGGAUAGAGGACGCGAGGAGGAUUCAAUUGAGAUUCUCCCAUAGAAUAUGAUUUGUUCUGUGCGUUCGAGUUCUACGUUGGGCGUUUUGUAACGUCGCACCUUGCCCCAGGAAUGGAAUGUCUUCAGCCCCGCAACUGCCAUACAUUGACUGUUCGGCUAGGGCUCUGCGAGAUACUGAAGCUGAGCGAGUGUAUCAUUUAAAGUUUACUACACGAUUUGUUAUUGUAAUGAUUAACGCUUAAAUAGUUUUAUUGCGACAACUGUUUACUCGUACUACUUGGUCUUUUUUUGGUUGUUGUGAAGAAACGGGGAGGAUUCAACUUCAGCGAAUCCGGAGGUCCAUUUUGUUAUUUUUGCGAACCAAGCUGUUUUUUCCACUGAAGCUUUUAUGGUGUUAGCGGACAUAUAGGUCGUUUUCUAAAAUACACGGCGAAUGAAGAUUGAACAAAACAAACCACGACAAGACAUAUAAGUGUUAGCUAUAUGCAUAUUAUAUUUAGCUAGUACGUAAGCUAACGUGACCUAGCUAGCUACUACAGGCUGAAAGCUAGCAACAGUGAUGAAUCAUUUUGAACGACAGCCUUUGAAGAAUUAAGCGAGGACCAUUCAAAUGGUUGAGGUUUGUAGCUAGUUCAUCAACAAAGAGAGAACGAAAUUAAAUCAGGUAACUAAUAACGUUAGGCUACCUCUGUCGAAAGAUCUACACCUGGACAAACAUAUCAUAUUAGUUAGCUAAGGCCAACUGCAUCACCAAUUUUGGGACAAGAGAUAACUAGCUAUCUGGUCAGCUCGUGCGAUUCUUGGCUAGAUUCAAGCUUGCAAAUACGGACAAAGAGAGGACCAACGUAAGCCAAUAUUUUGUGUCAGCAUUUAGAAUCUUCCUCAUUCAUCGUAUUUGGAAAGGAAAACAAUAAACAAGGAAUUGACAUGAUGUUUCCACAAUCCAGACAUUCAGCUUCAUCGCAGCAGCUGAAAUUCACGACCUCUGACUCGUGUGACCGAAUUAAGGAUGAGUUCCAGUUCCUCCAAGCACAAUACCACAGUUUGAAACUGGAGUGUGACAAGCUGGCAAGUGAGAAGUCUGAGAUGCAGCGUCAUUAUAUCAUGUACUAUGAGAUGUCCUAUGGACUGAACAUCGAAAUGCACAAGCAGGCUGAGAUUGUGAAGAGAUUAAACGGGAUCUGUGCCCAAGUCCUCCCUUAUCUGUCCCAGGAGCACCAGCAGCAGGUCCUGGGGGCCAUCGAGAGGGCCAAGCAGGUCACCCCUCCAGAGAUGAACUCCAUCAUCCGGCAGCAGCUCCAGGCUCACCAGCUGUCCCAGCUCCAGGGUCUGGCCCUGCCCAUGACCCCCAUGCCCCUGGGCCUGAGCCAGUCCACCCUGCCUGCCGUCACCUCCUCCUCAGGCCUCUUCUCCCUCUCCUCCAUCCUUGCCUCGCAGGCCCAGCUGGCUAAGGAAGAGAAAGCGUCCCGUGAGGGAGCCGACAACCACCGUGAGGAGGACGGGGACAAGUCCGACUAGAGCUCCCUCUCUUUCUCCCUCCACCGCAUAUCAGCAGCAUCGGAGGGCUGUGAUCCUGUGUACCUGCUAUGUAUCCAGCCUUCCUCCUCUCCCCUACGCCCUUCUCCCUAAUCGUCCUACUUAUAUUUGCCAUGCUUGGUUUUUAAUUCUACUCUAUUUUUCUCUCGCUCUCUUGUCCUAUCUGAUGCUUUUGCCGUCAUUCCAACUGUGUACAGUGUUGAUAUAUAUAUAUUUUUUAACAAUUUCUUCAGAUAUCGUUUGUGAUUUGAGCUUGAUUUCUUUUUGUUAAUUGUGUAUUCUUGUCACGGACCACCAACUGUCCCUUUUCCUUCCAUUCUGACCACAUUUUCACUCUUUACUCUCCCUCUGUUAAAGGAGGAGUUUCCUUUUUUACAACCAAAUCUCUGUUUUUGAUGUAAAUAGCAUGUUAUAUAAGGGUCCAGACACCUUUUUUGUGAUUUCAAAUGUUUUUGAGAAAGAAAGCUUUUAGUGUAGUGAUGCCGGUCUUUAGAUGUUGUACACAUGAAAUUGUCAUUCCAAACUUUAUCCUCAAUGUUAUAUUCCAUUUUGUUGCGACUCAUGCUAUAUCUCUCCGUCCAUUCUACAUGUAACUGCCAAAAGAAAGGAAACACUUGAUUAAAUGAGGGAUACAAAGUGUUUUGAAAGCAUGAAGUGCUUCCACACAGGAAGUUCCAGACACUUGUAGAAUCUAUGCUAAGGCACAUUGAGGCUGUUCUGGUGACCAUGGUGGCCCAAUGCCCUAUUAAGAUGCUUUGUGUUGGUGUUUUUCUUAUUUUGGCAGUUACAUGCAGCAAGCUACACAGAAAAUGGAACAGCUGGAUAGGGUAAACUACUUGAGUCGCCAAAAGGGAAUAUAACAUUCUGGAUAAAGUUCGGAAUGACACAAUUUUAUGUGUACAGCAUCUAAGCCCUGCAUCACUACUGCGAGCUUUGCUGUUUCUACAAAUACAUAUUUGGGUGUUUUUGGAACCUUUGUUCGUGUUUUUUUGGGGCCCCCAUAUUACACGACGAGGACAAAGAAUUGAUAUGCUGUUUGGGGUAAGUUUCUCAAACUUGAAAUCACAAAAGAGUCUGGACUGUACUAUAACAUGCCAUUUACAUAAAAAAUAGAGUUUUGGUUGUAAAAAAAGAAGAAGGAAACUUCUUUAAUCACUCUCUCCUCCCCUCCAUUUUGCUCAUUUCUGUUCGUUCUUUCUCUCUCUCAUAAGUGGAUAUUUGUUUGCACGCCACCGUCGCUGAGCGUCUCCUUCCUCCCUUUUUAACCAGGGCCCAUCUGGGACCCUGAAUGUCACACGGUAUAAUUGGAAUAACAAACCAGAAGAGAUCCAACAGACAGGCUUGCGUCACACAGCUCUCUAGCCUCUGUUGUGUCAACUUGAUUCGAUCGGUUGGUGUGUGUGUGGUAACUCACACGACUUUGUUGCUCCAUCGUAAAGAGACUCUUAGAUGAGCUACAUCGAAACGGGUCUAUGGACGUCUGAAUCCUAACUUGAAAAUCCUGCAUUGAUAGUUGGGUGCACUUCGAUUUUCAGGUUAGUAUUCGCCCCCAAGGUGAAGGAGGGUAGUUGAAAGACGUCAGUCUUCUUGGGGAAUAGUGUAACUAGGUAACUCCAGUCCCUGAUGGCUAUAGUUGGGAAAGAAGCAUUCCUGUCUUAAUGCCAUGUAAAGCUGUGCUCUUACGUAGUCAAACUCUAGUGCUGCUUUUAGUCGUUUUAAGAAAGUAGGACGUAUUGAAAAAAAUACCUCUAGAUAAGUAGAGAGAUGUAUAAUGAAAAUUGUAUAUGGGAAACGAAACACACCUUCAAGUCUGUGCUAUCAGUCCUCCAACAAAUCCACCCCCUAUGACAAAUUCCCCAAAGAACCCGGUCUAACCCACUGAGCUGCUUUAGACAUAUCCACACAGCAGCUUCCAUGAAAGGCAUGCUAACAGUACUAUAAUAACAGUCCGAAUGUCCAGAUCGCAGUGAUGAUAACAUUGUGGAAGGUAGAAAAGAACUGCAGAUCUUUUUUCUCCUUUCUGUAAAGUGCACUAAUAUUAUGUUUUGGCGGUGAUGCAGUAGAGGAGAGUAGUUGCCUCCAACACUAGAGGGCAGUAAGUGUUUUAGAAAGCAGCUCUGACGUCCAUUGAGUCACCUCUUUGAACAGGAGUCCUCCGGUCUAUUUUAGGGAACGGGUUGACAUCUCUAUCAACCCCUAUUGUUAGGCAGCGGCAUUGAACAUAUUAUGCAAAAUGUCCACUCAGCCCCGACUAUCUUUUUACUCAAAGAUGAAUCUCUGUAUAAGAAAAAAUGAUACAUGAUUGAGCUUUCUCUUGUAUACAAUACAUUAACAGCACUCACAUAUUUUGAUCUAUUGUCCAUGGCCAAUGAAUAGUUAACGUAAUGUUUUGGAGCUGUUCUUUGAGUAGAUAAAGCAUAAAUAGCCACUGUUUAAUGUGCAUUUACAAAAAUAUAUUUUUCCCAAACAUGUUUCUCAAAACUUAUUGGCGAAACAGAGCGAGAAACGACAGCUUGAUACGAUAUUACCUGGACCCGUGAGUGCCGCUGUAGACUAGAACUGAAGCUGUACCUGGGCUUGAAGAAAUAAUCAUAUGAAUAUGAUGAUCUCUGAUGCCCAGGAUCCUUCAAUUCAAAGUUCAUUUAACCAGCUCUGCAAAUGUUAUGACAAUACGUUCGGUAAUCACCGAAAUAUGGCACUCCAUUUAGUAUGAUAUGUUACGUUUCGUAUGGUAUGUAUUAAUUUGUGGAUGACCAUCAUCCAUUUUGUAUGGUAUGAUAGGCUACAAAUUGCAAAAGUUUUGUUAAGAAUUCAAUUUGUUGUUGCUAAGGUUGGCUAGGUGGCUAACGUUAGCUAGUCUAGGGGUUACGGAUGGGGGAAGUGUUAUCUAUCUAGCAUACUAAGUAGCCAAAAAGUAGUUGCUAAAGUUGUCCGUGAUGAGAUUCGAACGCGCUACCUUUUUGUUUGUUAGACGUUAGCGUUAUACGCCCACCAUCCACCCCCCUUCCUUUUGGCUUAAGUAACAUUGUUUUAUGUAACCAUACCAAAUGUAACGUAUCAUACUAAUUUGAGUGUCCUGGAUUUACGUUUACUAUGUUACGUCUAGUCUGAGACGGGCUGUUUUUGGAAGUACAUACUGUGUGAAAAUGCAGUAAUGACAAUAGUUCCUCCGCUAAACUCCAUAUUUUGGUGAGUACCGAACAUAUUUUUUACAACGUUUGCAGACCUGGUUAAUGGGACUUUGAGUUGAAGAAUCCUGGGCGUCGGAGGCGAUGUUGUCAUAUUCAUCAUCUCCCAGGUACUGGUUCGGGCUAGAACUAAGGUCUAGAACCUUGGGUUGAAUGUCCAGGCAGCCCUAGAGCUAUGGGGAAUGCUAUAGAAGAUGUGUGUGAUGGUGACUGUGGUGGUUUUACUGUAAGAUUCAUUGGGAGGUAAUUGGUGUUAUUGUCUGACCAUUGUUUUGAUCCCAGCCUGUGAUACAGCAUGUGAUGUACUGUAUGUUUUUGUAUUUCCCUUAUAUUAAUAGACAUUCUCCGUUCUGUUUUUGGUGGGUUACACUGUGAGGGUAUAUAGAUCUGUGUAAAUUUCCUAGAUAACUCUGAGAUGAUUCCAUAGCUGUAUGUGAAUGCAUUCAUAAACCUCUGUAAUAUUAGAUUUGAACGUUGGUCAGUCAGUGGUGAACCUGGGAUUGACGUGUGGCUCUCUAAGCUUGUGAGCACAACUUACUCCUAUGGACUUAAACAGUAGUGAUAUGCAACGAGUGUGAGUAGCUAGAUGCACACAAACGCAUGUCUCUUGGGGAACUAUAUUCCUUUCUAUUAGCGAAGAAAUGUUUAAAAAAAAAAAAAAUUGGUACACAUUCUCUGUGAUCAAUGCACUUGUUUGAAUAUUAUCGCUAUAAAUAGAAUGAGAGUAAAAAGCUGUUAAAUUCUGAUACAAAUGAACUAUGUAUUUGUUUAGUAGGUGAGGACCAGUUUAUGUAUACAGUUAUACAUAUAAAGCUUUACGUGUAUAUGGCUGCAUCUUCUGUCUGUCCUGGAUGGUUCCUGUGCUAUGUCCUAACAGUACUGAUGUGACACUAGAGGAACUGCAGUACUUUGACCUAUACCUGACCCAAUCGCUUGCCCUUUCCCCAAAGCGUGAAGCAUUGUAAGCAUUUUGAGCUUUGUAAAGGUCAUUUUUUAAAUACUUAUUUUGUGUAUAAUGUAAAACCUAAAGUGUGUACUUUGGCAACAAAAAAAAAGUGUCAUGAAAUCAUAGCUUCAUUUAAACAAGGUGAAAUGUAAAAAGUAACACAUUGACUAUACAUAACUGAAAUGUUCUGCAGUAAGGAAGUACUUCUGGUGCCUUACAAAUAAAGUCAAUCAAAUCA
Molecule: messenger RNA, 5926 nt
Organism: Salmo salar (Atlantic salmon)
Lineage: Eukaryota; Metazoa; Chordata; Actinopteri; Salmoniformes; Salmonidae
Product: TLE family member 5
Biological process (GO): negative regulation of canonical Wnt signaling pathway; regulation of DNA-templated transcription
Cellular component (GO): nucleus; transcription regulator complex
Molecular function (GO): protein binding; transcription corepressor activity
Source: RefSeq, a predicted model, not a curated record